This is a messenger RNA of Drosophila grimshawi, 3671 nucleotides long. Its product is annotated as sodium/potassium/calcium exchanger Nckx30C. Gene Ontology annotation, biological process: calcium ion transmembrane transport; intracellular calcium ion homeostasis. The transcript is spliced from 8 exons. The coding region runs from base 903 to 3647 and encodes 914 amino acids. Gene Ontology annotation, molecular function: calcium, potassium:sodium antiporter activity; calcium channel activity. The record is from RefSeq and is a predicted model, not a curated record. NCBI's taxonomy places the organism in Eukaryota, Metazoa, Arthropoda, Insecta, Diptera, Drosophilidae. Gene Ontology annotation, cellular component: membrane.
ACAAAAGCAGCAGCAAGAACAACAACAACAGCAACCCAACAUCAAAAUAUCAACUAUAAAUGCUCUCUGCCAUAAACUGGAUCUGACUGCCUUCCAGCUGGGGACCGACCAUAACGCUCGACGUCGUCGUCGCCGCCGUCGUUGUUGUAUCCUUUCCAGUGGGCCUGCAGCACACGGCCAGUGUUUCUGGCAGCGACACAACAACGUCAGCAGUGCUCUGCUGCUAGUCGUGCUGUCGUCCGCGCUACACUGGCAAAACUCAGGGAAAUUUUCCGCACACACAAGAAAAAAAAACACUCACACACAACCACACACACAUACACACAUAUAUACUAAGCAUAUACCGUUGCUUUCCUUUUGCCAAAAACCGAAAAUAAAAAAAUACAUAACUUCACAUGGCGCAACGUUUACGUAGUAGAAAUGCUGCGGCAAGAGUCAACGACAACGUCAACGUCAACGUCAGCAGUAGCAGCAGCAGCAGCAGCAACCGAAGCAGCCGCAGCAGCAGCAGCAGCAACAACAACAACACGCUGCUUUUCUAGUGUGGUGUUGUGUUAAUUGUUAUUUAUGUAUUAGUAGUGUAUAUAAAUUUUGUGUGAUAUUGCAACAACAAUGAGCAAAAGUUGUGCAAAUGCAACAGCAUAGCAGCCAAUAAGAAAGAGAGAGCCACAGCGAGCGAGCACGCAAAGAGAGGGCGAGAGAGAGAAAGAGAAAGAGAGAGGAAGGGAGAUAGAGAACUUUUUCUAUGCAAGAAAGUUUCAGCUGAAAACACAAACAAAAACAACGACAUCAAACGGUUUUUGCAAUAACAGCAGCAGCAACAACAGCAACAACAGCAACAACAACAACAACAAGAGCAACCGCAGCAACACUGUAACAGUAACAACAUUUUAACGGGUCCAAUGUUGCAGCAAACAACAUGCAGCAAACAACAAUGGCAGCAACUAGAACAGCAACAGCAACACCAACAUCAACAGCAACAACACCAACAACAGCAGCAGCGGCAACAGCAGCAGCAGCAGCAACAACAACAACAACAACAACAACAAGAGAUAGCUAAAGCUAAAAGCAACAACAGCAGCAGCCGAAACAACAACAACAUUAGCAACAUGCGCUUUAGCAAAAUGGGCUUUAGCAACAUGCUGCCAGCCAGCAACAGCACAACAACAACGAUAGAUUUCAAUAGUCGCCGGCGACGCGGACGUCUACGAAGCGCGCACAAAUGUUGCCAACUAGUGCCAGCAACAAACGCAAAUGUUGCUAAUACACAAAAACCAACAAAACAAAAAGAACAACAACAACAACUACAACAACAACCACAACAAACAAAUAAACACCAUGCAAUGCUUUUGUUAUCAAUAAUGUGCGAUUGUGUAAAUAUUUUAAAACGCUUAGUAUUAUUAACAUUAAAUGCAACAACAGCAACAACAACAACAAAAAUAACAACUAAAACAAAAUAUAAUAAUAAACAAAAAUUCAACACGCCCACUGUGUGGGGCGGUGGGCGUGGCCAGUCACUUUACUGCAUGCUGCCGCUGCUGCUGCUGCUCUGCCUGCUGCUCCUCUGCAGCGCUGAGGCCCACAAGCCCAAAAGCGUUAAGCAGCAUCAGCAGCAGCAGCAACAACAACAACAACACCAGCCGGCACACACCAACGAUGUCACGUUCAACAACAAUAACAAUAAUAUGGGGGGCGUGGCCGGUGUGCCGCCCACUUAUCAAGUGAAAUCAUCGCCAACAUCGAACGAGGACGAAGCCGAAAUCCUCUAUCAGUCAGCCGAAAUGUUCGGCGAGGAGGAGGACGAGGAGCAGGAGCAGGACAGACUGGAGGGGACGGGCGGACAGCUGAAUACGAAUACGGUGCACGACGAGGAUAAUGCCGCCAAUCAGCGCAAUAUCAAUGAAACGCUAACCGACAGUUCAAACGCUACGAAAACGCCACUAUUCCCAAAAGAUCUAUUCACGAAAGAACAGCUUGAGAACGGCGCUGUCAUCCUGCACAUUAUCGGUGUGAUUUAUAUGUUUGUGGCGCUGGCAAUUGUCUGCGAUGAGUUCUUCGUGCCUUCCCUUGACGUAAUCAUUGAAAAGCUCGGCAUCACGGACGAUGUGGCCGGCGCAACGUUUAUGGCCGCGGGUGGCAGUGCCCCAGAGCUCUUCACGAGUGUCAUUGGCGUUUUCGUGUCGUUCGACGAUGUUGGCAUUGGUACGAUUGUCGGAUCUGCCGUCUUCAACAUACUGUUCGUCAUUGGGAUGUGUGCGCUAUUCUCGCGCACUGUUUUAUCCUUGACGUGGUGGCCACUGUUUCGGGAUUGCUCAUUCUAUAGCAUCAGUCUGCUGGUGUUGAUCUACUUUUUUCGCGACAAUCGCAUCUUUUGGUGGGAGGCGCUCAUCCUGUUUACCAUCUAUAUUGCCUAUGUGGCCUUCAUGAAGUGGAACGUUCAGGUGGAGCAUUGCGUCAAGAAGAUGAUUACCAAAAACAAGGUGACUCGCGUCCGAAGUACAGAUCAACUUAUGCCAGCAGGUAAUGCGGCUAACUCAUCGGAAACGUCAAUGGCGACACAGCCGGGCGGUUCGGUGACAUCCCGAGCGGCCAGCGAGACCCGUUCGGGUCCGGCCGGUUCGAGCAAUGCGGGCGCUACAGGUAAUAGCAGUGGUGGGACCGCUGGUAGUACACAGACCGGUGCAAAAUUCCGUCAUGGCCUAUUACAGCUAAUGAUACACACGAUAGAUCCACUACACGAUGAUGAUGUUCCAGGCAAAGUGGACGAGAAGGCAACCCAGCUGCAUGCGAUUGCCUCGCUUAAGGUACUGCUGGAUGCCACCAAGCCGCAACGGGGUGGCGCCACCACCUCAGCGGCCAAUCACGUCAAGAUUAAUCUAAAGGAGACAACAUUGGCCGAUCGACCCAAUGGCAAUAUCGAUACAACUCUCGAUUCGCCAUCGUUAAGUGGUCGACGUCCUAGCUGGAUUGAGCAGAGGGUCAAAAUUCAGACACGCAAAUUUAGCAUCAAAGCGCCCGAAAUAAUCGAGGAUGAACCGGAGCCCCUGAGCAUGGCCUGGCCAGAUACGGCUCGGAAGAGACUCACCUACGUCCUGGUCGCCCCCCUCCUGGUGCCCAUGUGGCUAACAUUGCCCGACACGAGAACGCCGCGCGGCAAACGCUUCUUUCCGGUCACCUUUAUAGGGUCCAUCGUUUGGAUAGCUGCCUUCUCCUAUCUCAUGGUGUGGUGGGCCAAUGUCGCCGGAGACACGGCGCGCAUACCCCCAGAGGUUAUGGGCCUCACCUUCCUGGCGGCUGGCACAUCCAUACCGGAUUUGAUAACGUCGGUGAUUGUGGCUCGGAAGGGUUUUGGCGACAUGGCCGUGUCCAGUUCCGUGGGUAGCAACAUAUUCGAUGUGACUGUGGGCUUGCCGAUACCCUGGCUGAUCUAUGGGAUUAUCUACGAUGCGCCCGUUGAAGUGAACUCGGUGGGCAUGGUGUGUUCCAUAACCAUAUUGUUUAUGAUGCUCGUAUUUGUGGUGCUAUCAAUUGCCUGCUUCCGUUGGCGCAUGAACAAGGGGUUGGGCUUUACCAUGUUUCUGUUGUACUUUGUCUUUGUUGCGGUGUCGCUGAUGUUCGAAUAUGAUUUGAUCACUUGCCCCGUCUAAGAACCGCACGGCAAAACUGCAGCU